Molecule: messenger RNA, 3446 nt
Organism: Pogona vitticeps (central bearded dragon)
Lineage: Eukaryota; Metazoa; Chordata; Lepidosauria; Squamata; Agamidae
Gene: DUSP5
Product: dual specificity phosphatase 5
Biological process (GO): negative regulation of MAPK cascade; protein dephosphorylation; endoderm formation
Cellular component (GO): cytoplasm; nucleus
Molecular function (GO): MAP kinase tyrosine/serine/threonine phosphatase activity
Source: RefSeq, a predicted model, not a curated record
AUUCAGAUAAAUUGCUGCUGCUUGUAAGCGGAAUCCCCUGCUUGAGAGUCCCAGGGAGGGAAAUGCCGAGGCGAGGAGCGCCGUAAACUCAGCCAGGAGGGGGAUUAAGGAGCCUGGGCGGCAGCCCCUCCGGCUGCGUUUAAAAACCAGGGGUGCCUCUUGGCAAUCCUCGGCAGCUGAAUCGGUGGCUUUUCGAGGCCACUUGCGAGGAGCCGCCUCUGGGCUCGGAGGGAGCGGGCGAAGAUGAAGGUAACCUCUCUCGCCUCCCGUCAGCUGAAGCAGCUGCUCCGUAAGGAGCCCGCCCGGUGCCUGGUGCUGGAUUGCCGGCCGUACCUCGCCUACUCGGCCUCUUGCCUCGGAGGAUCGCUCAACGUGAACCUCAACUCCGUGGUGAUCCGCCGCGCCCACGGGCGCCCCGUGCCGCUCCAUUUCGUGGUGCCCGACGAGACAGCUCGCGGGCGGCUGCUCUUGCCACCGGCGGCUUGUCCGGAGGGAAGCGGCGGCGAAGAAGGAGGAGGGGACCGGGACGGGGAUGGGGUCUCGCCUCGGCUGCUGAAGGCGGUGGUCGUCCUGGACCAAAACACUCGCCACUGGCGGAAGCUGAAGAAGGACAGCACGGCUCAGAUCGUGGUGAACACGCUGCUGGCCAGCCUGCCGGAGACCGGAGCCAAAGUCUGCUUCCUGAAAGGAGGUUAUGAAACCUUCUAUUCACAGUAUCCUGAGUUCUGCGUGGAUGCAAAACCUGUAUCCCAGGAGAGGAGUGAAACAGAGAAAAGCAGCAACAGCCUCUGCGAGAAGCCGAGCAUCCACCACAAACCAGCAUAUGAUCAGGGUGGCCCAGUGGAGAUUCUCCCUUUCUUGUACCUUGGCAGUGCCUACCAUGCUUCCAAGUGUGAGUUCCUUGCCAACCUGAACAUCACUGCCCUCUUGAAUGUCUCCAGGAAAAGCUCAGAGCCCUGUACAGACCAAUACAGCUAUAAAUGGAUUCCGGUGGAGGACAGCCACACUGCUGACAUCAGCUCCCACUUCCAGGAAGCCAUUGAAUUUAUUGACUGUACCAGACGGGCAGGGGGCAAAAUCUUGGUGCAUUGCGAAGCUGGGAUUUCUCGCUCUCCCACGAUCUGCAUGGCUUAUCUGAUGAAAAUGCGGAAGUUCCGCCUGGAGGAGGCUUUUGAUUACAUCAAGCAGCGGAGAAGCCUGAUCUCGCCAAACUUUGGCUUCAUGGGCCAGCUGCUACAAUAUGAGGCAGAAAUAUUGUCUUCAACUCCAAGCCCUCCCGUCACCUCUUGCAAAAGGGAUGCUGUGUCCUUCUUUGCAGAAGAGCUGACUCGGAGCAAAAGCUUUGAAGGCUCUUGUUUUGCUUUUCCUACCUCAGUUUUGAAUUCUGUGCCCAUUCACUCACCUGUCCAUCAGCUAAAGCUGAAUCCAAUUCCUGCAACAUCAUCCUGCUGGACUCUCCUAGGAUCAAGAGACAAUACAGUCCCAUGACCCCAGAAAACAAAGACUGAGAAGGAGACAUUUCAUAUCCACGCAAUACAGAGGGCCUCAGAAAUUUCAUCUAAACUGAAAUGUAGGAUAACAUUGACAUGGAGUCAUGAUUUGAUGCAUUUCAAUGGGGGCUAUCUAUGCACUUUGAAAUUGUUCUUUUGUGUUGAGCCCACCUAACUCCUGCUUUUAGUUCAAAUUACCCUAAAAUUCAUUAUGGGUAAAAACAUAUUUUUACAGACACUGGCUAGAUCAAGCUUUUCAAAAGAGUGAAUGACUUUAGUACCAAAAAAAGUACACCCUGAGCUUUGUAACAUGACUUCUGGAAUAUUUGUGCAUUCACUACUGUACCUCCAGGCCGUAUUGGAGCAGAGAGAACCAUGUUAAAAGAGGCCACUCACUCAGACCUUUCUGACUGCUUCAUGCUUUCCCAUCCCACUUCUCUCUUAAUUAUAGCCUUGUUUUAAAGUGUAAGCAAUAAACAGCUGUGUUAGGAAAGCAGAGCUGUAAUAAGAAGCACAAUUUUACAAAAGAAGCAAACCCUGACAUCUUUGGUGGUGAUGAAAACUUGAACACUUGCUUUUUCCUGUUUGUGUGGUUUCUUUUCCAAAUGUCCUGUGCUGGAGGGGUACAAGCAGGUUGGACAGUGGGAGAAGAAACCCUCUCUUCCUCACAUCCACCAGUCCUCCGUUCCUUAUAGCUGUACAACUGGAGUCAGGGUUUGAGGUCACCCUUCCCAAGAAGCCUCAGGUGCAUUAUUUUCUGGGUUGGGUAACAGAAGUACAGACAGCAGGCUAGAGGAGACAUGCCUAGUAUUGCAAGGUUGUAACCCUGUAGGGAAAGGGUGGGGAAACCAUAGCCUUUGAUGUUUUGGACUGCAAGCCCCAUACUUCUUUACCAUCUGAUAUGUUGUCUGCAACUUCUGAGAGGCAAAGUCCAAAAUAAAUAGAGGACCAAAGAUCCCACCCCUUAUCAUGGGACUCCACUUAUCCAACUGAAUCUCACUUGCAUUUCCAGAUGUCCUUUAUUUCACAUCUCAUUCUUUAAAAAAACAUUUUGGUCCUAUCCAGUUGCAAUGGGUUGCAACAUAUUUAGUUAGAGGAGAUCCAUCCAAAUCAGUGGGACUUUAGUUAGUCAUUGGUUACUAUGUUCCUUUAGUUUGAAUGGAUCACAAAGGUAAAUGCGACUAAAUCUGGAUUCAACCCAUUACAGUAGUUUCAUAUGUUUCCUCAAUCCAUAGGAUACUCGACAACUAUGUCAAACUUGACCCAGAUGAUUAAAACACAGAUUAUAGCACAGGUAUAGAUCCAUUGCACAUUUUAAUAGAGCCAUACGUAGGAUAUGCCUUUGAGUCAGCAGGCCACAAAAAAUAAGCAGAAGGUGCUGCAUAUCAUAUGUGUGAGUAAUAUUUGCAGCGGACUGCAGCCUUGGGCCUCUGUUGGGAAGAUGACAGCUUCUUUCUAGACAACAUGCUUUCACUAAGAACAGGACCUGUAAAUGAAAAGCAAUUGGUUAUACAAAAGAAGGUAAUUAAAUUCUUCCCCAAGGGAAAUUUAUUUACCUGAGUCCUUGCAGUUUGAAUUGUGUGGGGGAAAAUGAACUUAAAAUUUAAAGUGUGUGUGGGGGAGAUAAUUGCAAAUAAUGCAUCUCCCGUAGGAAGUGUUAUCAAUGAUGUCUAUAUGAUGUGGUCUUGUUGAGCAACAUGUGGUUUGCUGAUCCAUGUGUUGAUCUCUUCCAUGUCAUCUUUCUAAAUGCGGAAUAAUUUAUUUCCUAAUCAAUGGGGAACAUAUUUCUUUUUCUUACUGUAGAUUGGUGUAUCUAGUUCGUGUGUCUGUAGGUAGAUUUUAUGUGCUGCUGCUGUUCUGCCACAAUUUAUUUUCCUAAAUAUAAGAAAUGGCAAUAAUUGCCUUGAAAACUUGUGAAUGUGAAAACUUUUUUUAAAAAAUAAAGUUGUAAAAUAA